AUGAUAAUAAUGGCGUGGCGAAAACAUGCCAACGGUUUCUCUCGACCUCAAGCUGGAGCUGAAGAUGAGUCGCCAGAUGAGACUUCCUACUUGAGAGCUGACAACAACGGUCACAGCAGAGAUGCUGACGAGUGUGUUUCGGCAUCACCAAUGCUGCACCAUCAUCCAGCACCUCUACUGGCGCAGGAGUGGCUCAUACAGAGACACGAGCUGGUCUUUUCCGAGUCGGACAUUCUGCUGGGAUACGGUGGGUGUGCGUGCAUCGUUCGAGGCACGUACAGACGGAGCCAGCCAGUGGCGGUCAAACUACUGCCUCCUGACAUGCUCACAGACACGGCUGCUAAGCUGUUACAGAGAGAAGCCUACAUCUUGAGUCUGGUCAGUCGACCGCGCCAUCCGAACAUAGUCGGGUUUGUGGGAACUUGGUCUGGACCUCAUGGGGUCGCCGGAUCUCCCCUCCUGGUAACAGAGUUGCUGGAUAUGGACCUGAGAGAGCUGUGUACUCGGUCUCACCUCACCAAGUGUGCCAUGCUGGGAAUCUUCCUGGACGUUUCGUACGGACUGUGCUAUCUCCACGAACAGAUGCAACCGAUAAUACACCGAGACAUAAACCCUUCCAAUCUCCUCGUGAAGCGACUCGGGAGCAGCCAGUGGCGAGCAAAGAUUGGAGAUUUCGGAAGUGCAAAUCACACAUCACAGGGGAGUGUAGGAUCUCUUGGAGGAGGUACAGAGUUGUACUCGGCUCCAGAGACUCUCCCAUCCACACAGAGCGAGCCUCCGGCAGAGGGGAUAACUGUAAAGGCCGACAUCUACAGCUACGGAGUCACGGUGCUAGAAGUGGUGACAGGCACACUUCCAGAGAUUGAUUCCUACGAGAGGUGCGUGAAGAGACUCCGCUCUGAGUGGCCCGACAUCCACACACUCGUGGAGCAGUGCACACAGGCAAGACCUCGAAACAGACCAACCGCCUCUCAGGUGGUGGACUUGCUAGAACAAACCUCCACCAAAGACUGA
This is a messenger RNA of Geodia barretti, 1014 nucleotides long. The record is from the annotation of a GenBank genome assembly. NCBI's taxonomy places the organism in Eukaryota, Metazoa, Porifera, Demospongiae, Tetractinellida, Geodiidae.